This is a messenger RNA of Limulus polyphemus (Atlantic horseshoe crab), 660 nucleotides long. RefSeq names its product NADPH oxidase 4-like. Gene Ontology annotation, biological process: superoxide anion generation; defense response. The coding region runs from base 229 to 645 and encodes 138 amino acids. The record is from RefSeq and is a predicted model, not a curated record. Gene Ontology annotation, molecular function: superoxide-generating NAD(P)H oxidase activity. Gene Ontology annotation, cellular component: NADPH oxidase complex; plasma membrane. NCBI's taxonomy places the organism in Eukaryota, Metazoa, Arthropoda, Merostomata, Xiphosura, Limulidae. The transcript has 7 exons.
GGGAGACCUCUUUUGACCGACCGACCAUGAACACCGGCAAAACGACACGGAAAACGGACAAGGCCUACUUCGAAGAUCGGAACAUACAUACUGAAGAAACAACCACUGAAAUGAAACUAACGGCUAUGCAAGAUAAUCUAUGUUUUCUGGGUGCUACUAAUGAAUGUAGUUUUCUGGACCACUUAGUGCCAGUACAAGUAUGAGCCUAAGUAUCAUUACUUACGAGAAAUGUUGGGGUUUUCCUUGUGUUUGUCAAGGAGUACAGCUGCUGUCCUCAACGUCAGCUGUUUUGUAGUUGUGCUGCCCAUGUGUAGGGGAUUCUGUUAUCUCCUCUAUUUGCUUGCUGGCAAGCAUCCAUGUUUCUCGAUUCGUUGCUGGAUCGACGAAAGUAAAAACAUUCACAUCAUCUGUGAUUCCACUAUUGUUGUAGCAUCAAUUCUUCAUUCCGUCUCUCACGUGAUUAAUGCUCAAAGCUUCUCACGUCAUUAUAAUUAUCACUUCAGGGAUGUGAACGUUGCUAAUUUUUGUGGACAGGACCCUUUGGAUACAAUACUCGGAACAGUUCCUGGUGUGACGGGGGUUGCAAUGGUCCUUGUCCUCUGUUUGUUGUGUUCUUCUUCAGUGUCACAUGUCAGGUAUGUUUAAAACAAGUUAGUUGCU